GCGUCUACAUACCCCCGCAGACUAGUACCUGACAGCUCCAUAACACUGCGCUCGCCGGAGCGAGUCUCACCUGGCCGCAACUUUUGUCCCGUACGCGCGGAUGAGACCUGGAAGAGAGAUGGCCUCUCGGGAGACUUUCAACGACUCGGAGUCCAAUUCGCCCGAGGAGGACGGUAACCGUGUGGCCUUGGCAGAGGGGGCGGCGAAGGAACAGACGUCCCCGGCGGUGCGUCGGCAUCACCCGUUCAGCGUGGAGGCGCUCAUGUCCGGCAGGAAGACGGACGGCCGCAGCGGCGGAGAGUCCACCUGCUGUAAACCGGAGGGAGCUUCGGUGGCGGUGCGCCCCACGGGUUUAAACUCUCUGUAUCUGUGUCGAGAGACGUGCAGUCCUCCCGGGGGGAGCCGAAAGAGCUCAACGGCUGCGCCUUCGUCGCCGAUAAAAUCCGAGGCAUCAGAGUGUGAGGACUGCGCGCCCUGGGGCCCCAACAGCGCGUUCUCCACGCAUCCCCGUCACAUCAGUCCUGCCUGCCAGCUGAGGAAACACAAGACCAACCGGAAGCCCCGCACUCCGUUCACCACGUCUCAGCUCCUGGCCCUGGAGAGGAAGUUCAGGCAGAAGCAGUACCUGUCCAUCGCCGAGCGGGCCGAGUUCUCCUCCUCCUUGACCCUGACAGAGACCCAGGUGAAGAUCUGGUUCCAGAAUCGCCGGGCAAAAGCCAAGAGGCUCCAGGAGGCCGAGCUGGAGAAACUCAAGAUGGCCGCUGAUGCUAAGACGGUUGCAGUGGCGGCCGCGGCCGCUGGAGCUUUACACCCUGGCUUUACAUUACCGCUGUCGCUGGGCGCCAUGUCACUGUACGGACAGUCGUACUCUGCCUAUCACCACCACCACAGGCCCAUACUCCCCAUUUCACCUUUAGGACUGUACGCUGCUCCCCUGGGCUACAGCAUGUACCACUUAUCAUAAAAAUGGAAAUAUCUUUGACUUCGGUGAAAUGGGUUUCGGUACAUUUCCAAGGAUUCCCAAAAAUGGACACAGAGGAUUUGUGGCUGACUUUUUUUUUUUUAUAAAACAGUGUUUAUAAUAUAUCUACUUGAGUGCUUGAAUCAACUUUCUGAGCACUUCAAGUCUAAUUAGAAAAUCUUUUUU
Molecule: messenger RNA, 1147 nt
Organism: Xiphias gladius (swordfish)
Lineage: Eukaryota; Metazoa; Chordata; Actinopteri; Istiophoriformes; Xiphiidae
Gene: msx2b
Product: muscle segment homeobox 2b
Exons: 2
Coding region: 101-964 (287 amino acids)
Biological process (GO): regulation of transcription by RNA polymerase II; embryonic morphogenesis
Cellular component (GO): nucleus
Molecular function (GO): RNA polymerase II transcription regulatory region sequence-specific DNA binding; DNA-binding transcription factor activity, RNA polymerase II-specific
Source: RefSeq, a predicted model, not a curated record